AUGCAGUACGGCGUCGUGUUGACAGUUUUCUGCGGGUGUGUGGUGGCCCAAAUACACUCACAGAGAUUACACCCCACACAUAACGGCACACUGGAUAGGCUACAAAACAGCAGCAGUGCGGGGGAGCCUCGUCUAGGCGUAGUCACCAACUCAUACUACGACUUCCUCAUCAAUGAGGGCAGUUACAAGUUCUGGGCGGUGUUCCAGCUGGUGACAGUCGCCAUCCUCCUGUACUCCACGUUCGCCGCCAUCUACUACGCCAAGUACACGUUCCUCAAGGAGGUGGAGAACUCCGAAGUGUCCGAGAGCGACUUCCUCCUCAGGUCCUCGCGCAGUCUCCGUGGUCGUCCCUUCCUAGGUCUACACCCCGCCACCUUCCAGAGGAUAAUCGAUUCUGUCGCCUCGCUCCACGACCGUUAGACCCCACUGGCCCACU
Macrosteles quadrilineatus (aster leafhopper) is the source of this 436-nucleotide messenger RNA. RefSeq lists its product as uncharacterized. NCBI's taxonomy places the organism in Eukaryota, Metazoa, Arthropoda, Insecta, Hemiptera, Cicadellidae. The record is from RefSeq and is a predicted model, not a curated record. Bases 1 to 420 code for a protein of 139 amino acids. The transcript has 3 exons.